AUGAUGAGGCUCCCUGCCUCGUCAAUUGGCUUCAGCUCAGCAACUCGUCGAUCCUUUGCGACGUCAUCUCAAUCACUUCCACGUGCGCAACCAACCUCCCGGAUGCUCCUGGAAAGGAGCAGAUUGAACCAGAACUCUCGUCGCGCUUACGCAGAUGUUGCUCCAGCGAAGAAGUCGAAGAGAUUUCCAUUCUUCAAGACGAUUUGGCGCCUCACAUACCUCUCUGCGAUUGCUGGAACGGCUUAUCUAGCUUAUGGUGUUUACGACCUCAGACAUCCAGAUGACCAAUUCGAGCCAGAUCCAACAAAGAAGAACCUCGUCAUUCUAGGUACUGGCUGGGGUGCGGUAUCCCUUCUCAAGAAGCUCGAUACUGAGAACUACAAUGUUAUCAUUAUCUCUCCACGAAAUUACUUCCUCUUCACUCCCCUUCUACCAUCAUGCACAACUGGCACAGUCGAACAUCGAUCCAUUAUGGAGCCAAUACGAAGUAUAACCAGACACAAGAAGGCUGCUGUGAAAUUCUACGAAGCAGAGGCUACCAAGAUUGACCAUGAGAGAAAGGUUGUCUACAUUGACGAUAACUCUGAGAUCAAGGGUAGUUCCAGCAAGACUGAGGUUGCCUAUGAUAUGCUUGUUGUCAGUGUUGGUGCCGAAAAUGCCACGUUCGGCAUUCCUGGUGUUAGAGAACACUCUUGCUUCUUGAAGGAAAUUGGCGAUGCCCAAGCGAUUCGCAAGAAGAUCAUGGACUGCGUGGAAACUGCUACCUUUAAGGACCAAACCCGAGAGGAAGUUGAGCGUCUGCUUCACAUGGUUGUUGUCGGCGGUGGACCUACUGGUGUGGAAUUCGCCGGUGAGCUCCAGGAUUUCUUCGACCAGGAUAUCAAGAAGUGGAUUCCGGAGAUCAGUGACAAGUUCAAGGUCACCCUGAUCGAGGCUCUUCCCAACGUCCUUCCCAUGUUCUCCAAGCAAUUAAUCGAAUACACCGAGUCAACCUUUAAGGAGGAGAAGAUCACCAUCAUGACCAAGACUGCCGUCAAGAAGGUCACCGAGACAACUGUUGAGGCUGAGGCAACAGGCCCUGACGGAAAAAAGAAGAUGGAGGUCAUGCCGUAUGGUCUCCUUGUUUGGGCUACCGGAAACGCCGUCCGACCUGUUGUUAGAGACCUGAUGGCCUCCAUUCCAGCACAGAAGGAUUCGAGAAGAGGCUUGGCUGUGAACGAGUACCUUGUCGUCCAAGGUACCAAGGACAUAUGGGCCACUGGUGAUUGCGCCGUUGCCGGGUACGCCCCAACUGCCCAAGUUGCUUCUCAAGAAGGAGCUUUCCUCGCCCGUCUCUUCAACACCAUGGCUAAGAGCGAGGCCAUUGAGACUCAAAUCCACGACCUGAGCUCCAACCUCAACCUCCAGCCUGGAAAUACCGCCGAAGUCGCAAAGCAGAUCGAGUCGCAUGAGAAGCAGUUGCGUCGGAUCAAGGACAUUAAGCCGUUCCAUUAUACUCAUCAAGGAUCCUUGGCCUACAUUGGUAGCGAAAGAGCGGUGGCUGAUGUGAGCUGGUUGAAUGGCAACUUUGCUACCGGUGGUGGAUUGACGUAUCUCUUCUGGAGAAGUGCGUACCUGAGCAUGUGCUUCAGCACCCGCAAUCGUGUUCUAGUGGUCCUUGACUGGCUGAAGUCCAAAGCGUUUGGCCGUGACGUAUCCCGAGAGUAA
Molecule: messenger RNA, 1707 nt
Organism: Cadophora gregata
Lineage: Eukaryota; Fungi; Ascomycota; Leotiomycetes; Helotiales; Ploettnerulaceae
Product: NADH:ubiquinone oxidoreductase
Exons: 3
Coding region: 1-1707 (568 amino acids)
Molecular function (GO): NADH dehydrogenase activity
Source: RefSeq, a predicted model, not a curated record